Cordyceps fumosorosea ARSEF 2679 is the source of this 237-nucleotide messenger RNA. RefSeq lists its product as hypothetical. The record is from RefSeq and is a predicted model, not a curated record. Lineage: Eukaryota; Fungi; Ascomycota; Sordariomycetes; Hypocreales; Cordycipitaceae. The transcript has a single exon. Bases 1 to 237 code for a protein of 78 amino acids.
AUGUACAACCUGAUCCUGAGGAACUUGCUUGUAUUGGCAGUUGGCGAGAACUCCGUCGUCCUUUUUAGCUGCGUCAACACUGUCGAGACGAUCGGUAACCUCGUCAUAGCGCCAAUCAUUGCUCAGUUGUUCAAGUUCGGGUUGCAUUUAGGAGGCGUCUGGGUGACUAUGCCAGUGAUGAUUGGCAGUGGCUUUUCCGUCCUCGGGCUUCUGAUACUUGGUCUUAGAGGUAGCUAA